AGGAGGCUGCGUCGCUGGUUCGGGGGGCAGCUGCAGCCUCUGUAGUCCUCUCCAGUCUCCUGUGUGCGGUGGCCCGGCGGACGCUCCGGCUCCGGCGGUGACGAGGCCCUGUGCUGCAGUCCACGUCCGCAGCGUGCGGCGGACAGACAGGGCCGCUGGUCCAAUCAAAUCGCUCGACAUAUUGAGGUUGCCAAAUCAAAGCCAAAGAGGAGGCGCCGGCGACGUUUUCGUCGGAAUGACGUCAUGCACAAACAGCUGGUCGCUGGCAGAUAAUCAGAAAAAAUGUAGACCAGCAGAGCGCCUGAGACCUGCAGCCGGGCUGGAGCCCUCCUCACAACGCGUACGGCUUUUAACGAUGUUGCAGCUGGAGCGUCGGGGCUCGGGAUGUAGCCCUCCGAGGCUCCUCUUGCUUGUUUACACCUUUUUCUGCGCUGUUGGAGAUUGCCUUUUUGUGACCGAUUACUUCACCCGUACGCCUCGUAAGCUAAAUGCUUUCAACUCCUUCGCCAGUGUGGAGCUGUUCCACUUCAAUGUGCCUGAAGACACAAUGAUGGCCGUUUGGAACCUCAUCACCUUCAAGGAGCAAGGGGGCACGUUUGGAGACAGCUGCCCAAACCGCAAUGUGACAGUGUAUUUCAGGUCAGGAGCUCCUCCGGUGAUCAACCCCCUUUACACCCGCUUCCCUCGGGAUACGGUUGUCCCGGGGUCCUUCGCCGUGACCCUGACCUGGACUCUUCCAAACCGAACAACCGGAGCGUUCAAUGUGACUAGCCCUCUCCCAGGAGACUGGUUCUUAGCCGCACAUUUACCCAAGGAUGAAGGCAAGAUCUCAGUCAAGGGUUUGUCUGAGGAAUGCCAGUAUUUGUUCCAACCACAGCUCAUUGUCCAGAAGUUGAUUGGAAUUUCGGUGCUUUAUCCUGGAUACUUCAUUGACCAGAUGAUCCCAAUCCAUAACAGAUCAGCACUUUACAAGGUUUUCAUUCCCAAUUAUAUAUCAAAGGUGAAGGUUCAGCUGGUAAACUGCAGCACCAAAAACAAAAGCAGCGACACCUGUCCCGUGGUGCUGAAGAUGAGAGCGCGGGCGCCGCCGGUGCACAACUCGAGUGCCCUUGACUGCAGGGAGUGGAACCCGUGUGAAUUAGUUACCCUCGUACCUGCCUGGGAGCAAUGGUACUACAUCCUCGUUGAGAGGUAUCUGAGUAACUCAGACGUCUACUUUCGCAUCGGUGUGCAAGUCACAGAUUGCUCCAAACCCAGCUCAUCGAAGGACCGAGCACAGUACAGCUCGUCCAUGAACAUGCCUCAGUCUUUUGGAACAGCGAUGGGCUUCUCUCUGUCAGAUACGCUGCUGAUGGCAUCACUGCCUGGCUUGUCUCAGAAUGCUAGUCACCUGCACACCUCCGAGGACAGCAUCAUUUACCUCGCCCCCACAGCAGACACGAACAAAUGCUGGCCCAUUCGCCCCACCCUGCGUAACGAGCUGGAUACCUUCUCUGUGCACUUCUAUGUCUUCUUUGGUCCAAACAUAUCCAUUCCACCUGACCGGGCCGCUGUGUUCGCCAUCAACUUGAUGCCUGUUUUAGACAGCGGAGGGGUCCUCAAUAUGGAGCUCAAAUUAAACUUGUCUACGCUGAAAGGAGCUAAUCUGACUGUGUUUGGCUGCCUUAAUCACGGAAUGCCUCUCUUCUUGAGAGAAAAUUCAUCGCUAAAAUGUGACUCAGAAUCAGUUGCUGGGUUUUUCCUCUCUGUCAACGUGUCCUCUAAUAUUACCAAACUGAGAAUUCCCUACCCACAAACAGGAACCUGGUACCUCAGUCUGCGCUCCUUAUGUGCCACUGAACACGGGUUUGAAGCAUGCACCAAUGUAACGGCAGAGGUUUAUAUGCGUGCAUACCUUACUCCAUGCAUCAAUGAUUGCGGGACAUAUGGACAGUGCAAGCUCCUGCGAACCAACAACUACCUUUAUGCUGCAUGUGAAUGCAAAGCAGGCUGGAAUGGUUGGGGCUGCACCGACAACUCCGAAGCCUAUUCUUACAGCUUCCAGCUCCUCUCCACCCUCCUGCUCUGUCUCAGCAACCUGAUGUUCGUCCCGCCUGUGGCCAUUGCCAUUCGAAGCCACUACCUGCUGGAGGCUUCAGUCUACAUCUUCACCAUGUUUUUCUCCACUUUUUACCAUGCAUGUGACCAGCCUGGUAUCGUGGUCUUUUGCAUCAUGGAGUAUGAUGUUCUGCAGUUCUGUGACUUCCUUGGGUCCCUUAUGUCAGUGUGGGUCACAGUUAUUGCUAUGGCAAGGCUAAAAUCCAUCAUCAAACAGGUGCUGUAUCUGCUGGGGGCGAUGUCUCUGUCCAUGGCUCUGCAGCUGGACCGUCACGGUCUGUGGAACCUGCUGGGACCUAGCCUGUUCGCGCUGGGCAUAAUGGCUGUAGCAUGGACUGUGCGCACCAUCCGCCGCCGGCGCUGCUACCCUCCCACGUGGAAGCGCUGGGUCUUCUUCCUGUUCCCCGGCACCAUGAUCGCCACAUCUGCUGUGGCUCUGUACGCCUUCGUGGAGACGGAGGAGAACUACUUCUACAUCCACAGCAUUUGGCACAUGCUGAUCGCAGGGAGCGUGGGCUUCCUUUUGCCACCUCGCGCCAAGCCAGACGCCAAGGUGACCCCGCUGAAGCGCAAGCGGGGCUGCGGAUAUCAGCUGUGCGUGAACGAACACGAGGAACUGGGCCUGGUGGACCCAGGCAUCAUAACCAUCAAUAGCAUCUGUACCAGCUGAUAAACUCCACAUUCACUACUUUUUACCUUAGAGACACUUCAUUGCCUUCUUUUACUGCAGAAAUUCACACAUGGAAAUGAAGCCACAGAACUUUAAAAAAGGAAGAAGAAAAAAAUGUAAAUACUUAAAUCCUAAUGUGACACUGAAAUUUCUUUUUCUGUUGUAAUGGUCAUGGUAAUUAUGAUCAGUAUGUAAUUAUUAUCUAUAGUUGAAGUUCUGAUGAUUUGUGGGUGUAUAGUGACACAGUGUUGCUUGUGGAUAUGUAUUUAAAGUCAAAGCUGAAACACUGCUGCUAUCUGACGGUGACUGUAAAUCUGCUUCUGUUGGUUAUUUAUUGCUGGUCUUGUAAGCAGGCCAAGAACUAUAGUGUGGGAAGGUACGGGUUGCUGUUAACGGUGGACAAAGAUGGACGUUUACCAAGGGCACGGCUUUUCUGAAAUUCUUUUAAGAUAUAUCUUUUGCACUGAGACACAAAAAUGUUAGUCUGUAAAUUUUUAUAACAACAAUGGGCAUCACAAAUGUAAAACCUAGCUGUCAUGUGGAAUGUUAGACUGUCUUUUGCAAAUGCAAUGUAUCACUUUUACACGAAUGUGCUGAGUGUUCUUAGAGGAAAAAAAAAAACCAAACCUCCUGAAAGAGAAGAGAAAAGGCAGGAAUACCUAAAAUGAUAGAUUUUUAUUUAUUUAUUUUUUUUUUAAAUGAGGUUGUAAGGUGUAUUUGUCAGCAUCUUACCAACAGCUAAAUGCAUUCUGAGUCACCUCAGUUGGAGAAUUACUGAAAAAUUUUCUUAGAAGAGGAA
Molecule: messenger RNA, 3566 nt
Organism: Xiphophorus hellerii (green swordtail)
Lineage: Eukaryota; Metazoa; Chordata; Actinopteri; Cyprinodontiformes; Poeciliidae
Gene: tmem8b
Product: transmembrane protein 8B
Exons: 13
Coding region: 236-2767 (843 amino acids)
Cellular component (GO): membrane
Source: RefSeq, a predicted model, not a curated record